Messenger RNA from Vanderwaltozyma polyspora DSM 70294, 1080 nucleotides. RefSeq names its product GATA-type transcription factor. Gene Ontology annotation, biological process: regulation of DNA-templated transcription. The record is from RefSeq and is a predicted model, not a curated record. Gene Ontology annotation, molecular function: sequence-specific DNA binding; zinc ion binding. The coding region runs from base 1 to 1080 and encodes 359 amino acids. The transcript has a single exon. NCBI's taxonomy places the organism in Eukaryota, Fungi, Ascomycota, Saccharomycetes, Saccharomycetales, Saccharomycetaceae.
AUGUUCUACCAAAAAAUUAUUCCAAAACUAAGCGAAGAAAGAUUCGAGAUAUCUACUAUUCCAACUGUAUAUCCUGAUCCAGAAACUACCAAUAUUCCUGCUUUACUUUUACCUCCUUCUUGUUCAAUUCCUGCUUUUAACGGAUCUUCCAUGUCAGCAGAACCAUUUUCCUUUGAUCCAUUCUCAGAAACAUACGAUAAAGAUUUUUUUAAUGCAAAUAGAUUUUAUAAUCCUGUAGCCAAUCUUAAAACAAAUAUGAAUGUAAUUUUGAAUCCAACUUCAAGGAUUGAAAAAAUCGAUGAAUUGGAGAAUCAAGCCUUAAAUGGCCUUCUUUCUUUAAAGGACCAUAAUUCACUGAAUAUUAUCAAUAAGAAUCAAUGCCACUAUAAUUUUGAAAUAUGUAGUCAAGAUCCUAAUUUUAUUAUUGUUCAUCAAGAAUUUGAUUUUGAUUAUGAUGAUAGCAGCAGCGGUUCGGAUAAUGAAAGUGAGGUUGAUAUUGUCUCUGACUAUAAUGAAGAAGAUUAUUGGGAAGAAGAACUUCCAGAGGUUCAGACAGAUGAAUGUGAGAUUGAAACUCAUCAUUUGUCUAUAUCUCCAAUAAGAAUAGAAAAUGUAGUUCCAGAUAAUCGGGGGGACAUAAUUGUUACCACCAAUAGACCAUGUCUAAUGAACCUACUUUUCAAUGACGGAGAGACAGAAAAUUCAUGCACUUUACCGAAACUAGAGGAAAAGCCUUCUAUUUUAAGUAGAAAAAGAAGAAUAUCUUCAAAUGACACUAUAUUCGAGAAGAGAGUAAGGUGUAAUAAUAAACAACAUCUCCCAAAAAAGAUUAAAGAAGGAAAAUUGUCAUCUUCAAACAAGAAUCGUAACCCAUUUGGACAAUGUCUCCAUUGUGGUGACACUGAGACUCCAGAAUGGAGGAAAGGUCCAUCUGGACCAACUAGUUUAUGUAAUGCCUGUGGAUUGUUUUAUAAGAAGUUACUUGAAAAGAGUACUCUCGAGGAUGCAAACUUGUUAAUGAAAGAACGUUUCAAUUCGAAUCCAUACAAUAGAAGAAUUCCGAAAGGUUAUGGACUUUAA